AUGGCGCCAGUCUCGUGGUUGGUUCUGUCUGAGGAGACGGUUCGGAAGCGCAGCGGCCUGGGGCCCCAACGCGACCUGGCUGAACUUCAGUCAUUGUCUAUUCCCGGAACAUACCAAGAGAAGAUUACUCACCUAGGAAGUUCUCUGAUGCAGCUAACAGGUCUAAAGUCUUUAGAUCUUUCACGCAACUCUUUGGUUAGUCUAGAGGGCAUUCAGUACCUGGUUUCUUUAGAAAAUCUCAACCUCUACUACAAUUGCAUCUCGUCCUUAGUGGAAGUGUUUCGGCUUCACACCUUAACUAAACUCCAGGAUGUGGACUUGCGGCUAAACCCAGUUGUGAAGAAUGAGCCUGACUACCGACUGUUUGUGCUGCACAUGCUCCCCAGGCUCCGGCAGCUGGAUGAUCGUCUGGUGAGAGAGAGUGAGCGGAAGGCUUCCCGACUGCAUUUUGCUUCGGAGGACUCACUUGACUCAAAGGAGAGCUUACCAGCUGCUUUGAAAGUUGGAAGGCCACACCGCUCUAGGGUCAGGUGUGCUGAUACCUCAGCCAAGAAGUGUUUGGUCAUGGAUGCGGAUGAUGAGGCGGUCCUGAACCUCAUUGCCGAGUGUGAGUGGGACCUCAACAAUCCUCCUGGGAGCACGAGUUCCAGCCAGGAGCAAGAAGUCACCAUCCGACACACCCAAGUGUCCCGUCCAGCAGAGUCCAGAAAUCUGCCGAGCCCUCCACCUGUCCAGCACCAGUGUGGGGACACCCCAAGGAAGGGUCGUGAUAAGAGGAGAGCCAGCUCCAGCACGUACUACUCCGAGCAGCCACCUCCACACCAGCACUGUUGGGAGCUGUCUCCACAGCAUGGGGAGCCUGAGGCCUGCUGUGCCCACAACCCGCACACCAGUGUCAGCACUCACCCAGCCUCCACAGAUAUCGAGGACUCUUCCUCUUCUUCUCAGAAGCCAAAUUUGUCAUCACAAAAGCCACCUCCUGUAGUACAUUUGGCAGCUCCACUGGAGAGGAGGGCUGCCCUGGAGAUGGUGCUCCUGGAGGCGCUCCUCGACCUGGUAGACAAGUACUGGAGUGGCUGCAGGUCCCUGCAUGGGAACCAGAUGUUCCUAGCCCAGGCAAGGCAUGUUUUGUCAUCUGUCCAAGAGCUGGCAUCAUCUCAAGGCAGUGCAGCACCUGGAAAUGAAGAAGUCAGCCAGCUGGCCCUUGAAAAUCAGUCUCUGCACAUGCGACUUGCUGAGCAGCAGCAGCAGUACACCACGACCGUGAGUGAGGUGACAGCGGAGCUCAGUAGUGCCCAGCGGGAGGUGGAUACCUUGAGACAACAUUUAGACAGGUCUUUGGAGGAGAAUAAUAGCUUAAAAUCUAUGUUGUUUAACAUGAAAAAAGAAGUAAAAAAUGAAGAGACAUCAGCAGCAUUAAAUGUGCAGAUCUCUGGACUUCAGAUGAGUAUCAAGCAACUGUCUGGUGAGGUGGUGGAACUAAAGCAGCACCUCGAGCACUAUGACAAGAUCCAGGAGCUCACCCAGAUGCUGCAGGAGAGCCACAGUUUCCUGGUCAACACCAACGAGCACCUCCUGCAGGAACUGAGCCGGGAAAGGGCACAGCACAGGGCAGAGGUGGAGCAGAUGCGCUGGAGCUUCCAGGAGCUUAAGAAGACUGCAGCCCUGUUCCCACCUCGCAGUGACAGCCUUGGGGACUGCUAGUCCUGCUGAUCCUACUCAGAGCUAUGCAUGUCCUCUGCCACAAGUGUGCACUCUUGCACUUCUGUUUGCUGGUGAGACUUGACCUUUGUGUUUGUAGUUACAUUUUCCUCACUGAAGCACAUUCAGGGUCUGUAACUCAGCUCUUUGAAGAAUCCUAAAAUUACAGGGUGGACCCUGGACUUCACCUGUCAGAAGACAUACCAGCGAUUGCUUUGUCAUCAAACUACAUGAGAUGAAGGCGCCACAGCACUUUCCUUCCACAGCACUUCCCUUUGUACUAUGUAUGCUAAUUAAAGGAAUAAUUUCUUGUGCAGUAAACAGUCCUUAUUCAAUGAAUAAUAUAUUCUGAA
Messenger RNA from Octodon degus (degu), 2054 nucleotides. It is a transcript of the gene Cep72, whose product is annotated as centrosomal protein 72. Gene Ontology annotation, biological process: regulation of protein localization to centrosome; centriole replication; spindle organization. The transcript has 12 exons. The coding region runs from base 1 to 1704 and encodes 567 amino acids. The record is from RefSeq and is a predicted model, not a curated record. Gene Ontology annotation, cellular component: centriolar satellite. Lineage: Eukaryota; Metazoa; Chordata; Mammalia; Rodentia; Octodontidae. Gene Ontology annotation, molecular function: protein binding.